GUAUCCAAGCUCGGAAAGAUCAAGUGCAAGGAUGAAAGCCAUGUACAGGAUGUCAAAGCUGAUGACCUUAGACAGAUGUUUCUUUCCAUGACGGAGGAGGUUCGUGUUAUAAUUGUAAAAUUGGCUGAUAGGUUACAUAAUAUGCGCACUCUUUCACAUAUGACUCCACACAAGCAGUCUGGCAUUGCAACAGAGACGCUGCAGGUUUUUGCUCCUUUGGCAAAACUUCUUGGAAUAUACCAAAUCAAGUCAGAACUUGAAAACUUAGCAUUUAUGUAUACAAAUGCUCAAGACUAUGCCAGGGUGCAGCGAAGAAUUGCAGAACUUUAUAAAGAACAUGAAAAAGAACUCAAAGAGGCAAAAAGAAUAUUGAUGAAGAAAAUAGAGGAAGACCAAUUCUUAGACCUCGUGACGGUGAAGACUGAAAUUCAUUCAAUAUGCAAGGAACCUUACAGCAUCUACAAAGCAGUACUGAAAUCUAAGAACUCGAUAAAUGAAGUGAACCAAAUUGCGCAGCUUCGAAUUAUUAUAAAACCAAAGCCUUGUGUUGGAGUUAGGCCCCUUUGCAGUGCACAGCAGAUAUGCUAUCAUGUGCUUGGACUUGUACAUGGAAUUUGGACGCCUAUCCCGCGGGCUAUGAAAGACUACGUCGCCACUCCAAAGCCUAAUGGCUAUCAAAGUCUUCAUACAACAGUGAUCCCAUUUCUUUAUGAGAGCAUGUUCCGUUUGGAAGUUCAGGUACAUUCGUGGCACCUCCCAGAACUUAUGAAUAACGAAGAUAUCAGUUACUCCUUCUAUACCAAUAUUUAUGACACUUUCAUGUUGGAACAUCCAAGAAUGUUUGACACCAUUCUAUUUCCAAGAAUUCAAAUACUAAACUAUUCAAAUCUUAAAAUUUUCUUUGAUAUUGGCUGGUUGAAUGCGAUUAGGGAGUGGCAAGAAGAGUUCGUUGGAAACAUGAGUUCUAGGGAAUUUGUGGACACUAUUACCAGAGAUCUGUUGGGUAGUCGUGUCUUUGUGUUUACACCCGGAGGAGAGAUAAAACAUCUCCCAAAGGGGGCUACCGUCAUUGAUUACGCGUAUAUGAUACACACUGAAAUUGGCAAUAAAAUGGUUGCCGCAAAGGUGAAUGGUAAUCUUGUCUCUCCAUUGCAUGUACUUGCAAACGCAGAAGUCGUAGAGAUUAUCACCUACAAUGGUCUCUCCAGCAAGUCUGCUUUUGAGAGACAUAAAGAGUGGCUUCAACAUGCAAAAACUCGUAGUGCCCGGCACAAGAUUAUGAAAUUCUUGAGAGAGCAAGCUGCAUUAUCAGCAACUGAAAUAACAGUGGAUUCAGUAAAGGAAUUUGUGGCCGAGUCUGAAGGUGACAGUGGAUUGGAAGAAUUAGCAGAUUAUUCUAAGGAAACCAAACAUUCGUGGGAGAAAAUCCUCAAGAAUGUUAUGGAAACAUCAUCUGCAAGUAUGAGUACUGAAGAUAUUUUCCAACUCCGAAGUAGUAGUAUUCAGAUUCCCAAGGUAAAUGGGAAACAUAACAAAUGCAUGCAGCAUAUGAGUUUGAAGGCCACAGGGGAGACAUUGUCACAAGGAAAUGGUGUUGGCAAAGUGAUUCUUGCUAACAUACCAAGGUACAGGGAAGUUCUGCCAGGAUUGGACGGCUGGCUGGCUAGCAAAGUUGCAACUUGGCAUAACCUGGAAGGGCACUCUGUCCAGUGGCUUUGUGUUGUCAAUAUAGAUCGAAAAGGCAUGAUGGCGGAUGUUACUUCAGCAUUGGCAGCCGUAGGCAUCAGCAUAUGUUCUUGUUCGGUUGAGACGGAUAGAGGGAAGGGGAUGGCUGUCGAGCUAUUUCAUAUUGAAGCGAGCCUCGAGAGUUUGGUUGAUGCAUGUGCAAGGAUCGAUAUGAUCCUAGGUGUUUUAGGAUGGUCCACGGGCUGCAGCUGGUCAGAGAACAAACAGUUUCUAGAAUGCUAGUUUAAUGGCCUGAUGAAGAGUACUUGCCCAGCUGUUGAAAGCUUGGGAAAAAAGUUUUGUCCUCUAAAACCAUAAUUCCCUUUUUCUCAUUUCUGGGUGUUUUUCUCUUAGUUUUAAAAAAAUAUUUCCCCUCCCACCCUCUUGACAAGUAUAGAAGCAAACAAUAUUAGGCAAUAUGGUGUCAGGCGACUGUGUAUAUAAAGGAAGAGUAGUGACGAGUUAUACUUGUAAAGGCAUUUUGAACUAUACGAACUCCAACAAAAUGAUAGAUAUUCUAUACAAAAUGUAUUAUGUA
Nicotiana tabacum (common tobacco) is the source of this 2263-nucleotide messenger RNA. The record is from RefSeq and is a predicted model, not a curated record. Lineage: Eukaryota; Viridiplantae; Streptophyta; Magnoliopsida; Solanales; Solanaceae.